ACGGUAAGUGGGGUCUGGCUUCUACCAGCGUCAGGCUACCAUAACACGUCCACCCUUCACAAUCACGCCCAUAGUACUCAAGAUGUCAGAACAAGCACCCGAAGCAACGACCUACAAUCCUCCCUCCCGUGCCCCCAUAACAACCCCCUCAGUAAUCCUCUACGGCAGCAUUACCCCCACUACACCCUGGCAAUCAGCCCUCACAGCCGCCCUCUCCGAUCUGCCCAUUACAAUCAUCAAUCCGGUCUGCACCGCCUGGGACAGUACAUGGGUGGAAGACACCUCGGACCCGCGGUUCGUCGCGCAGGUCGAGUGGGAACUCGAUCAAGGAGAAAUUGCGGAUGUGAUUGUGAUUUACUUCGUGCCGGAUACGCAGGCGCCGAUUAGUUUGCUGGAACUGGGGAUGUAUGCGAGUCUGUAUAGAAAUCAGGGGAAGAUGGUGGUUUGCUGUCCUCAGGGGUUUUGGAAGAGGGGGAAUGUCAGGGUUGUUUGUGCGAGGUUUGGGGUGCCGGUGGUGGAGAGCGUGGAGGAGGUGGAGGGGUUUGUCAGACAGAAGCUAAUAGAGAAACUCAAAGCUUAAUUGUUUCAGAACCUUCGUAACCGC
Messenger RNA from Didymella exigua CBS 183.55, 604 nucleotides. RefSeq lists its product as uncharacterized. The transcript has a single exon. The record is from RefSeq and is a predicted model, not a curated record. Bases 83 to 580 code for a protein of 165 amino acids. Lineage: Eukaryota; Fungi; Ascomycota; Dothideomycetes; Pleosporales; Didymellaceae.